UUCCAGUCUCUCAGUGCCUUCUGUAGGGAAGAUCUGCUCAACAACAUGUCUUAUACCUAUUCCACGUCCAGGGUGUCAGGAGGGGGCGGCCUUGGCUAUAGGGGCGGUGCCGGCGGAGGUGGCGUGAAGCUGGGCCUGGCCGGGGGUGGACUGGGCCUAGGAUAUGGCUCAGCGGUGGGGCUGGGAGGUGGGAUAGGAGGGGGACUAGGUCUGGGCGCAGGAGCGGGAAUGGGAGGCCUUGGCCUGGGCAUGGGCGCGGGCGCAGGAGGAAUGGGUAUGGGCGGAGGGGUCGGGCUGGGCCUGGGCCUUUACGGCGGCGGCGGGGGCGGGGGCGGGGGCGGCGGGGCCUACUUCGCCAGUCCGGCCUUCGCCAUGGGCCGCAACGUCGUAGCCGGGGGCCUGGGCGCCAGCUCGGCGUUGGCCAUAGGGCCCGGCGCGGGGCCCGUCCUGGCCCCCAUCCUGUCCCGGGCGGCGGAGAAGCAGACCCUCGGCCUGCUGAACGACCGCUUCUCCGCCUACAUGACCAAGGUGCGGGCGCUGCAGCAGGAGAACGCCGCGCUGGAGGCCAAGCUGUCCCUGCUCACCGGCGGGACGGACAUGAUGUCGCCGGACUCCUCCACCACCACCGUCGAGUACGAGGCCCAGCUCGGCGAGUACCGCCUCACCCUGGAGACCCUCACCCUGGACACCAUCAAGCUGGAGAUCGAGCUGGACAACGUCCGUGGUGCUGCCCAUGAGCUCAAGGCCAAGUAUGAUUUCGAGCAGGGUGUCAGGUUCCAGCUGGAGAGUGACAUCACGGCCAUGAAGACGGAUAUUGAGGCCGCGGGCGACUUGCGCAUUGACAUGGAUACCAAGUACUCCAGCUUGAAGAACGAGCUGGAAUUUGUCAACAGGACACAGGAGGAGGAGCUCGCCACCUUGCAAGGCAAGCUGGGCACCACCAAUAUGGACACGUCCGUCACGUCAAUGAUUCAGCUGGACACCGACAAAUCCUUCAACAUCUCGAAUGCCCUGAACGCCAUCAGAGAGAAGUACGAGCAGUCCGUGCAUCAGCACAGGGAGGAGGCCGAUGCAUACUACAGAAUCAAGAUGGACGAGAUCCACUCAGUAACGGCCAAGAGCACUGAAGCCAUCAGCAGUACCAAGCUGGAGAUCGCAGCCGCGCGGAAGGAGCUCCAGACCCUGGGGCUGGAGCUUCAGGCUCUGCUGACGAUGAACAUGACCCUGGAGCACAGUAUGUCGGAGGCGCAAACGCUGUCGACGGUGGGCGCGUCGGAACUGCAGGCCAGCGCGGUCUGCCUGUCCUCGUCCAUCGAGGUGGCCAAAGUGGAGCUGCACAAGCAGAUCCUCGCCUACCAGGAGCUGCUGGACGUCAAACUGGCCCUGGACGUGGAGAUCGCCACCUACAGGAACCUUCUGGAGGGCAAUGAUUUCAAGAUACCAGACGUGUCCUACUCAAGCGGAACCUUCACAUUCACAGGAGGGUCUGGAGGUGCCCUAAUUGCAGGCGGAGGUGGAGGUGGCGGUGGCCUCAGCGGAAGUGACCUAACCCGGACAGAAACCAUCACAGUGCUCACAGAGACGUCUGCUGUCUCAGAGGGGUCCGAGUCCACCUGACCUGCCCUCCGCGUGGGCCACGGGAGACAGCGAGCCGCCGCGCCCCUACCCUCCGCGGGAGAGGCUCCUCCAACAAAGACCUUCACCCCUGCCACGCAUGGGUCCCUCAGUCUUUACCCCACUGCUUAAUAAAUCCUCCAGCCUGAA
Conger conger (European conger) is the source of this 1764-nucleotide messenger RNA. RefSeq lists its product as uncharacterized. The transcript has 9 exons. Lineage: Eukaryota; Metazoa; Chordata; Actinopteri; Anguilliformes; Congridae. Gene Ontology annotation, cellular component: axon; plasma membrane; type III intermediate filament. The record is from RefSeq and is a predicted model, not a curated record. Bases 46 to 1617 code for a protein of 523 amino acids.